AUGGAUAUUUUGGAACUCAUCGAUGAUCGCGAGCAACUUGUUGCCGAGACCAGCAACAGACCAUUCAAAUGCCCAGAACCCAGUUGCCACAAGAGUUUCAAUCGCAAGUCAGAUCUGCAGCGUCAUCACAGGAUUCACACAAACGAGCGACCAUACUCAUGUACUCAUCCCAAUUGUGGAAAGUCAUUCAUUCAGCGCAGUGCCUUGACAGUACACAUCCGAACCCACACCGGCGAGAAACCCCAUCAAUGUGAAUAUAUUGGAUGCGGAAAGUGCUUCUCAGAUUCCUCAAGUUUGGCAAGGCAUAGGCGUAUUCACACUGGCAAGAGACCUUAUAGCUGCCCCAUCGACAAGUGUGGAAAGAGCUUCUGCAGGAAAACAACAUUGACUAAGCACGCCCGGAGAACGCAUCAGAUUCGCACAGAAAACGAUGUUACUGAUGAUGAUGGUGAGGAGACUGAAGAUGAUGCCCCUUCACCAAAGGCGAUGAGCAAGCCAAGAGCACCGGCAAAGAGGACAAACAAGAUGGGAAGCAAGAAGAACAUCACAACUGCUCCAAACCGGCCAUCGAUGCUGCGAACAACCAUUCAAUUCCAGGAACCACCAACACCGCAUAGCCCUCAGUCGAUAUCUCACUCUGGACACUCUAGCAGGAAUGCCAGCUUUUCCGCUGCCGACUCAUAUGGAAGCCACAUGCCACUGAUCAUGCCCCCCUCACUACACCACCAGCACCAGCCCCCGACACCGCAGAGCCCCUACUACCCUGAUGAGGAUGUCACAGAUAGCAGGGCUAUUUCACCAACAACAAUUAUUCACCGUGAGGAUGAGUACAACACAACACCAACAGGAUCAAUGCACUCAAGCCCGACUUACAAUGGCCUGCGAAUUGUUUGCACAACCCCGUCAGCUCACCAACUUUUAGCAGCGGCGCAGAUUCAGAGCAGCCCCGGAAGUCUAUCAUCUUGCUCUUCAGCCACAACAAAUAGCUGCCAGUCAGAUUACUUCUACAGGCAGCCAACAAGUGCUGGGAGCGGACAUUACCCAAUUUCCCCUGGCGCUGUUCCUCCUUACCCGAACCAGAUGCCAUAUCACUCUGCCGCUCCUCAGCAUCCGGCAAUCAUGACAUAUGCAACUAACGGGGGAAUGCUUUCACCGCACCACCACCAGGUACCUGUCCAGCACCACGCGCAGCAGCAGGUAUGGGACUACUACCCACCUCAGCAGCACCUUCUUCAGGCCCAGCCACAGCCUCAGCAGCACCGGAUGUACUACCCAGGAGUUCCUCCUCAGGAUAUGGGAUACAUCAAGUCGGAACCCGAGCAGAACAUGCUCCCUACACCAAGGGGAUCAUUCUGUUAG
Morchella importuna is the source of this 1359-nucleotide messenger RNA. RefSeq lists its product as uncharacterized. The record is from RefSeq and is a predicted model, not a curated record. The coding region runs from base 1 to 1359 and encodes 452 amino acids. NCBI's taxonomy places the organism in Eukaryota, Fungi, Ascomycota, Pezizomycetes, Pezizales, Morchellaceae. The transcript is spliced from 4 exons. Gene Ontology annotation, biological process: regulation of transcription by RNA polymerase II. Gene Ontology annotation, molecular function: DNA-binding transcription factor activity, RNA polymerase II-specific; RNA polymerase II cis-regulatory region sequence-specific DNA binding. Gene Ontology annotation, cellular component: PcG protein complex; transcription regulator complex.